AUGGGUGGAGGCAACCAGAGUGGAGCCUCUGAGUUCCUGCUCCUGGGGAUCUCCGAGAGCCCUGAAGACCAGCGGGUCCUGUUCUGCAUGUUCCUGUCCAUGUACCUGGUCACGGUGGUGGGAAAUGUGCUCAUCAUCUUGGCCAUCAGUUUUGAUUCCCGCCUGCACACUCCCAUGUACUUCUUUCUGGCCAAUCUCUCCUUCACUGACCUCUUCUUUGUCACCAACACAGUCCCCAAGAUGCUGGUGAACCUUCAGUCCCAGAACAAAGCCAUCUCCUACGUGGGAUGUCUGACACAGCUCUACUUCCUGGUCUCCUUGGUGGCCCUGGACAACCUCAUCCUGGCCACAAUGGCAUAUGACCGCUUUGUGGCUAUCUGCCGCCCUCUCCACUAUGCCACAGCCAUGAGCCCCAGCCUCUGUAUUUUGUUCCUGACCUUAUGUUGGGUGUUCUCUGCUCUCUAUGGCCUCAUCCACACCCUCCUUAUGUCCAAAGUAAUCUUCUGUGGGUCCCGGAAGAUCCACUACAUCUUCUGUGAGAUGUAUGUCCUGCUGAGGCUCGCGUGUUCCAACACUCAGAUCAAUCACACAGUGCUGAUUGCCACGGGAUCCUUCAUCUUCUACCCCUUUGGGUUCAUGAUCAUGUCCUAUGUUUGGAUUGUCAGAGCCAUCCUUCAAAUACCAUCCGCCUCCAGCAAGUACAAAGCCUUCUCCACCUGUGCCUCCCAUUUGGCUGUAGUCAUUCUCUUCUAUGGGACACUUUGUAUGGUAUAUUUGAAGCCCCUGCACACCUAUUCUAUGAAAGACUCAGUGGCCACAGUGAUGUAUGCUGUGGUCACCCCCAUGAUGAACCCUUUUAUCUACAGCCUGAGGAACAAGGACAUGCAUGGGGCUCUGGGAAGACUUUUCCUAGGGAAAGCCUUUCAGAGAUUCACAUGA
Messenger RNA from Myotis lucifugus (little brown bat), 939 nucleotides. RefSeq names its product olfactory receptor 1D2-like. The record is from RefSeq and is a predicted model, not a curated record. NCBI's taxonomy places the organism in Eukaryota, Metazoa, Chordata, Mammalia, Chiroptera, Vespertilionidae. Gene Ontology annotation, biological process: G protein-coupled receptor signaling pathway. Gene Ontology annotation, cellular component: membrane. Gene Ontology annotation, molecular function: olfactory receptor activity; G protein-coupled receptor activity.